This is a messenger RNA of Epithele typhae, 1377 nucleotides long. RefSeq lists its product as uncharacterized. The record is from RefSeq and is a predicted model, not a curated record. NCBI's taxonomy places the organism in Eukaryota, Fungi, Basidiomycota, Agaricomycetes, Polyporales, Epitheliaceae. The coding region runs from base 1 to 1377 and encodes 458 amino acids. The transcript has 4 exons.
AUGACCCCCAACGCCUCGCACGAUCGUACUCUACUCCCCCUCACUGCAAUUGCAACCCGCCUCCUCCCUCCUAAGCGCCUCGACGUCCCCCACCCAAGCCCGAUUUUCGCAGAACCUCCGACCCCCUCAUCCGCUGCCACGAUCCGCGACAACCUGCCCCCGGCCCUCGAAGACGACGUCCGCAUGUCGCAGGCCCCCCGUGCGCGCAGUUCAAGCAGGACCUAUCGUUGGAUAGAAGAACAACAACAUCAUCUCACUACCCCUGCCGCCCUCGACGAUACCCCUCAGAUGAUCCCUGGAACCCACCCGUACCUCGCUUACCCCUCCAUGAGCGCUGCCUCCCUGGCCCCGCCCCGAGUCGACUAUGUCAAUGGAGGUGUUGGGCAUUCGACCCAGAACGCGUCCACAGGCCGGGACGCGAAGGUCACGCAGGGAACGGAACCGCCGAGCGACGCUUCCACGCCGCGCAAGAGCAGAAGCUCGCACGGCCUUUUCUUCUCCGCCCAGUCGCCUCUCCGGGGCCUCCACCUCAACUUUUCUCCCCGCCGCGCCUGUCCUGCCACCUCCGGACCCGCGCCUCGCGCGCACAGUCCGGCUGCUUCCUCGACCUCCACCUUCCGGCGGACCGUCGAACUUCCCGUCUCCCAUGCCCGUGGCUCCAGUCCCUCGGUUUCGAGCAUCGCACCGCGGCCCGCGCGUGCUGACCUCCCGGAGGUGACGCUCACCCCGCCGAAGACGACGGUAUGGAAGUUCAAGCGGCCGUCCGUCUCAGGCCAUUUUACGGUGCCGUCCCAGGACGAGGACAGCGAAGGCUCCCCGCCGCCCCGUCCCAGCACCUCCUCCAGCUUCACCCAGUCAGGGUCCUCCGCCACCCGCAUCUCGUCUGACGCGCCGCGCAAGAUGUACUUCGGGUCCACCCGCUCCCAAUCUUCCACCACCAUCUUUGGCUCCUCGCCUUCGUUGUGGUCGCUGCCUGCGGACGCGUCGCACAUGAACGAUCCCCCGGAGUCCACGAAAGUUCUCGCUCGUGACCGGGUCCUGUCCGCGUCCGACGGCGCAACGAUGACCUGGAGACCCCAGUCGCCGUCAAACUUUGGGACCAUCACCAAUGUGCUCUCCAGCCCGAGGGCUCGCAAGAAGAGGAAGCUGAUCAUCAGUGGCAUCCCGCCCCAUGAUGAGCGUCGAUUCGACGCCGUCCGCAAGUGGUGCGAGUCGUUCGGCGAGCUCAGCUCGAUUUCGAGGGUCCCCAACGGCGACCUCCACAUCGACUUCCGUAAAUCGGAAGUCUCGGACACUGUAUGCCGCCUCAACGCGCGAGUGCACAUCGCAGGCGUCGGCAGCGUAGGCCUUUCAUGGUUCACUGGCAAACGCCCGUAA